This is a messenger RNA of Epinephelus fuscoguttatus (brown-marbled grouper), 9655 nucleotides long. RefSeq names its product beta-1,3-galactosyltransferase 2. Gene Ontology annotation, cellular component: membrane. The record is from RefSeq and is a predicted model, not a curated record. NCBI's taxonomy places the organism in Eukaryota, Metazoa, Chordata, Actinopteri, Perciformes, Serranidae. Gene Ontology annotation, molecular function: N-acetyl-beta-D-glucosaminide beta-(1,3)-galactosyltransferase activity. The transcript is spliced from 2 exons. Bases 4480 to 5835 code for a protein of 451 amino acids.
AUGGAAAAAACAACAACUCAGGGGCACAAAAAAGGAGCAGUGAGUGAAGACAGCCCCGCCCACAUUUAGAGGCAUGGAGAGAGGACCUGCAUGAAAACAUCAAAACUGAGGACUGGGAGAGGGCAUGUACUAAAGCACAGUCACAAACAGUUAACACGCUUCUUAAACUACUGCAUUUUAACUGCUUGAUGUGAGCGUAUAUAACCCCAGAAAAGCUCAAUAAAUACAGUAAACUAUACUUGAUUUAUGUAUGAAAUGCAGAAAGGAAAAAGAUUCACUCUUCCACUGUUUUUGCCAGUGGACUCAAAGUAUGUUAACUAAUGUUAUAAGUGAACCAUAAAAACAGACACUGGCAUUUAGGUGAUGACAUAAAAAAAUCCUUAAACGGUGUUUUAAACAAGUAAAAACAUAAUAAAUGAACUAAUAAAAACAUAGUUAUUAACACUAUAUUCUAUUCCUGCAGCUGAUAUAUCCCUCUGAAUCCUCCACAUUGCACCUUUAAGUAAAAGACCUCAUGAUGCACCUCUGGAUUUGAAUUUACUGCCAUGUCAAUGCCAACAUUCAUAACCUAUUUGCAUAAAAACCAGCACACAUGUUCUGCUCCCACUUACAAUAUUCCCUUCAACUAUAAAUCAUGUUAGUGGUGUUUCCCUGUGUGGUCACUCAGCAGCUCCUUGUUUCCAGGUUGGUCAAUGAUUUCCCCAAACCUGCAGCAGAACGUUCAGUUUUUAAGAAACUGUCAGCUGACACGCUGGUGAGAGCGAGUCCACCUGUGGAGUUAAAACUUCAACCAGCUCCUCUGAGAGGUCACACAGGUUUACAUACACAACACACCUCCUCCACCAGGAGUUAAACUUUGUCCCUGUGGAGCUGUGGAGGGGGGAGAUGUGGAGGGGGAAGUGUUGGUCGUCUGAUUAAUAACUCUGCUUUGGAAGGGCUGCCUUAUGGUCCAGUGUGCCAGGGAGGUGGAGGUUGUUAAACUAUAACGGCAACCAGCCGUGUAUAAUGCCGACAUUGACACCUUUUUUGUUGGUUUCUGACGCCACAAGUCACUGCCUAAGUGCCAGAUUUCAACAACUUCGGGGUGAGACCGGGCUCCUUUGAGUUAGCUGCUAACUGCUAACAGCUACUUUUUAAAUUUAAUUAAAUAACACACCUGGUGGCGAAGUUAUGGAGAUGGAGAAGUUAGUUUGAAGAACUCCCCCAGUAAGACAAUAUCUGUUUCUGUAUUUUUAAAUGUUGCUUCCACUUUAUGGAUCGUCAAUUAAUCAUCAUGUCAUUUUAUCAGCACACCUGCUUUAAGGUAAACACAUCACAGUCGUUUAUUGAGUCCAGAGUUUCAGGCAGAGUGAGUCAUACAGGGAAGAGACACUGUCUGCUGAUCUGUGAUAAAUGAUAUGGUCUCACAUGUUCUGCUGCUGCUCAUGACACGGCUCUGAUGAAUGACUGAUUCUAGUUAAAGAAUGAAUGAACAAAUUAAACAUUUAAACUCUGAGGGGAAUUUGCUUUGCACAAAUCAGCCUAAACGAGUAUCACAAACACAUGAACUGUUAACACAAAAAAAAGGGGGGUCAUAAAAAAACGUUAUAAAACAUCAUGAAAGCAUCAUCACUGGGAAUCUGAUAAAGGACUGAGAGUGAGAGAAUCUGUUAUUUCUGAGUAACACACUGCCGCUAUGGACGCAGUGAUGCCAUUUGGAGCCAGAAUAAGCACCAAGCCCCCUUCAAAGACUUUUCAAAGAAACCUGAUGUCCUUCACGGGGAUGUUGUCAAGGUUGACACCUUCGCCAUCUCAAAGACAUCUCUGAAGGAAUGUUUUGAGACUCUGAUGGCACCUGACGCACCUUGGCAGCUCGGACUGGGGUAAUCUGCCUUCAUUAUCUCUGGUGUCCCUGAACUCACCAUGGACCCGGGCAGGGAUGGGCAGUUUUUCUAUUACUUGUAUUUAAAAUACAUAUUUCAAUUACAUUUGAGUAUUUUGUAAUUUGUAUUUGAUAAGGCCGAUAAAAAGCAAAUGUAAUUUGUAACAAAAUACUUUUGAGUGGAGUAAUCUUGUAUUUGAAAUACUCAAAAUACUUUCUCCUCAAAUAAAAAAAAACAAAAAUAAUAGGCUACACAUUCUUAUAAUAUUGGAUGUAACAAUAUUUUUUUUUACUUUUUUUAUUUAUUUAUUUAUUUAUUUUUUAAAAAUAUUUUUAUCUAUAUGUUUUUUAAACUUGGGCCCUUCAGUGACCUCGUGGCCUGCUUUACUGGACUGUGCAUAACAUAGGAAACUGUAUGUUGUUGUGGUUGAUGCUUGGGAUGAGUCUGCUACAAAUGAACUGCCUCACGUGGGAUCAAUAAAGUUGCCUGAAUCUAAAUCUGAAUCAAUAAAUAAUAUUUUAGUGUAGCCUACAUGUCCCUGACUUUUUUUCUCUUUUUCAUUUGAAAAAGGUUGAACACAGGCUCCAAGUUAGCCUAACCCUAACCCCACUACCAUCCCACCGGCCAGCGAAAGAGAGAAAUGUAUAGGCUACUCACUUGCUGUUACGUUAGCCUACGUGUUCACUUUUGUAUUCAUCAACCAUUUAUUUUUUUAUUCAUUUUUCUGUGCAGAGCUUGAUGUUUUUAUUUGUAUGACUUUUAUAGUACACAUAGGCCUAAUGCUAUUCAUAUGUUAUUAUCACAGUGUCUGUGAAUAUUUUAUUUGUUGAUACAAAAAAAAAAGUAUGGGCUGCUAAGUCUGGUUAAUAAAUAUAUAUAUGUACAUAAUCAAGUUGUUGUCUUUUAAUGGCUUUGCUUAGUUACACUUAGUUCUGUGACUGUUCUGCCUUUUUGUGGGGUUCACCAGAGCUUUGUGUGUAUCCUACAGCCCAAACCUGAAUACUCUGCUUCACCAAAUUGUGAGAAAACAAGCGCAAAUUUGCUACUAUCACGCCAUUAAUGGAUGAAUCAUUGUUGUUCUUUGUGGCAUAGUUACUUGUGGUCUCUAAUUGCAGCAUGUACAUUUUGAGCAUUUUUGGUCAAGGACUUUUUGAGUUAUUCAUGAAAAGCUCUGUGGACCGACCGACCAACCGACAGAGUGACCUACAGAGCUGCGAGUCGCUGCUAAAAAGAAAAAGAAGUAUUUUCUGUAUUUGAAAAUACAAAAUACAUGUAUUUUAUUUUGAUACAUUUAUUUGAGGGGUAUUUUGUAUUUUGUAUCAAAAUACAUUUUGAUGUAUUUUUGCCCAUCUCUGGACCCGGGCACAUGCAGCAGGCUGUGAGGCAUAAUCGCAAAAAUGCAUCAGUGACAAAUGUCUUUGUUUUACUGCAAAUUAGAGUCAGUGAGAUAAAAACUGUACAGAUAACAUUUAUGUAACAAGAAAUAUAUCAUCUGAAUUUCUCCAGUACUGAGAGCAGAACCGUUAAGGUCAGAGCUAAUCAAUACCACAGUCUUUAUUAAUUCGGCCCCGGGGCCCAUUUCAUACCAGGUUUCAGGACCCAUCCCUACUGACAGGUGUAGUUCGGUAGACAGAAAAUAGUUCCUACAUGAAACUGCUCACAACAAGGCCUGUGGAUUAUCUUGAGUAACCGGCUCAUGAUUUCUGGAAAGAGACAUUGAUGUUGAGAUUUUAAAAUGUACUUUUUGGCGCUUUGAGCUCCACAAGCUGAGUGUCAUCUAGUUCCAUUAUAGUGGAGAGAAGGCAGACGUCUCUACGGCCGAUAUCUCCAACACUCUGCAACUCACACCAAAAGUAUCCAGACUGAUAAAUAGCACCACAGGUCAGAGGGAGAAUAUGUAUUUGUGAUUUCGGGUGGACUGUCCCUUUAAUAUGUGGAUAAACAGGACUGAAUUUUCUCAGCUUGUUACCUAAUUUAUUCUAUUUUUUUUAUGUGGUUUACUUCCUGAUCUUUGCUAACAACCUGCUGAUCAUACACAGUACUGUCCCUUUAAGUAAAGGAUGUAAAAACUUCCUCACCACCUAUUAUGAAAUAAUAGAAACAACUUUACCACCAAGUUUUGUUAAUAAAUAAAAGUAAUGCUGCCAAAGUCUGUAGUACAUUUAUCACACACACACACACACACACACACACACACACACACACACACACACACACACACACACACACAGCUGUUCCCAGAGCCUCUGGAGGAUUAUCCAGCUUUACACUGGCUUUGAGGGGAAACCGAGGGGUGGAGCAAACAAAGGUGUGUCUCCCCCGCAGGUAAAAACACAGUGCCAUGGUUACCUGAGCAGCCAGCAGCUUGCUCGACAACUGGAGCAGCACAAGAGGAGCUCAGUCAGUUACAGAUAUGGCUGGAUGUGGCUGGAUUAACGUCUGGGAGUAUGUUAAAGCUGUUUGCUAUUCCAGUUUGUGGUAACAGAUAACAGGUAGUCACACUUCAACUGCAACUGAACGCCUCAAAGUCCUGUCAUGAAUUUUUCAGUGUGACGUUUUCUUCUGCUGCACAUCUUAAAGGACGACAACCCACAUCUCGGGACGGGACGGCGUCAACAUGCUGGAGAGUGUCUUUGCUCAGGGGGGACAAAGUCAGGGGAUGGUGGAUGGAUGGAAACUGGCGGACAGCAGGAGGAUGUGUAGUCGGUCGUGGCGUCACAUUUUCAUCUUCAUCCUGGUGCUGGCUGCAGUUUUGUUUCUCUACACAAACAGAGAGGAGAUGGAGCCGGACUGGAACCCCAGCCACUGGUGGAAUCCAUUCAAAAGUCAGCAACAACACGUCCUCUCUGCCAACACGACUGGUUCCAGCGACAUAACAGGUGGAUCUGGACCAACUGAGACCAGCUCGAGUGCAUUCCCUCAAACUGGGAAUAUGUCAUUGUCUCAGGUGACAGAUGUGAUGACAACGACUCCACAGCUGAGCACAACGACCACGACUCCACAGCCGAGCACAACGACCACGACUCCACAGCCCAACACAUCGACCAUGACUCCACAGCCUACAAAAGCUUCUGUGGUGACUCAGCUGAUGACACCAAAUGAGACCAAGCCACCAACACCGGUUCCUUAUGUAUCUCCGGGCCCGUACGUCGUGGAAUACCCGUAUGAGUACCACUUCAUUAUAAACGAGCCCAAGAAAUGCGAGCAGCAGAAGCCUUUCCUGGUUCUGAUGGUUCCUCUGGCGCCCAGCAACAGGGCUCAUCGCGACAUCAUCCGCAGCACCUGGGGAAGUGAAAGUCUGGUACUGGGCAAAAUGGUGCAGCUGUUCUUCAUGCUGGGGCUGCACAGCGGUGAGGGAACGCCGCAGCUCCACGAGCAGCUGCUGCAGGAGAGCAGAGAGCAUCAGGACCUGCUCCAGAGCAACUUCCUGGACUGCUACAAGAACCUGACCAUCAAGACCAUGGUGAUGAUGGAGUGGCUGGACUCGUACUGCUCCAGCGCCUCUUACGCCAUGAAGAUUGAUUCAGACAUGUUUCUGAACGUGCACAAUCUCGUCAACAUGUUGUUGAACGCUCCAAAGUCAAACUACAUGACGGGACUCGUGGCGAGAGGAGCUAUGGUCCUGAGAGAUCCGAAGUCUAAGUGGUUCCUCCCUGUGGAGCUUUACCCUCAGCCACAGUACCCUCGUUACGCUUUGGGUCUGGGCUACGUUUUGUCUCUUGACCUCCCUAAAAAGCUUGUGGAGGCGUCCAGACACAUUAAAGCUUUCUACAUUGAAGACGUGUAUCUGGGGUUGUGUAUGCAGCACCUGGGCAUCCCUCCCACUGACCCUCCAAACUGGGGGUAUUUUCAGGUGUUUCCUGUGAUGUACAGUCGCUGUGCUUACUCCAGACUGAUAGCCACAACUGUAAAUGGAAACAGGGACCGCGUGGCUGACUGGAAGGACUUUAAAAAGCCGGGUCCAUACUGCUGAUCUAUAAAUAAUAGGGCAGCUAAAGAAGGACUUAGGAGCUGUACACAUGCCGUGUCUUUAACCGCCUGGAGAACACAAGGUCAGGCAAUGGGUACUCUUUUCUGUACCAACUUUCAAGAGCACAAUGGCAGGUUGCGUCUGAGGUUACUAAGCAACCUCAGCAAGCACCAUAUCGUAGCCUAUUGAUCUGAAAUCCUGAGUGCAGAGCUGUUGUCUGUGGGACAGAUGUGACGCUCUGACAGCUCUGCACCAGCAUGAUCACCUUCUCCACCAUAUUUAUCACAGACUCAUAUUUACUCAAGAAGGAAAGAUAUCUGUCAGCUGUGAUUGGUCGGUGCUCGUCAUGUGGUGCAAGAACUCUAAAAGUUGUGCCCAGUUUGUGCAGCCGUCACACCCUGAAAAACAGGCACUCGGGAAGCCGUGUGUGCCACGUGGCAUUGCACUGGCGUUUGAGAGUGCCUUCCGCACAUCUACAUUAAAAACAAUGAAUCUGAGGGCACAAAAAGCAUCUGUACGACCCAUUAAAAGGACAGACCAGCCCAAAAUCAAAAUUCUUGUCACCUGUGGUGCUAUUUAUUGGUGAGUGUUGGAGAUAUGGGCUGUAGAGGUGUCUGCCCUCUCUUGUGUAUAAUGAGACUAGAUGGCACAAAACACAUAUCUACAACAAAACAAAGCUGUAGACUGAAACACUUGAGAACAAAAAACAAGACAGAUCAGCAUGACAGAGGCUGCUGCAGCACAUCUGGUGCACAUGCUGAAGUUCGAUUUAAUGUGCAGAUUGUAAUGGUAACGAGUAAUGAGUGUAUAAAUGACAAACUCAAAACUAUUUUAUUCAAGUUGCCUUUGACUUUUUAUGAAUUCAGUGAAUUAUACACAAAAUGACAGCUAUUUGUGUAGUUGGCCUCCACAAUUUCAUCAAAAAAAACAAAACAACUAAAAACAUCACAACACUUUUUUUUUUGUUUUUUGAAAACAACAAUCCCCCCAAAAAGCCCCCAAAUUCUGGAGGGGCUGAUUAGCUUAGGUCAGCAGUGCUAGGUGAGCGAGCAGUAGAUGCACGCCUCCUUCUGUGUUGCGGUUGACAAGUGUGGUUUAGUAGAAAAGAAAAUAGUUCCUACGUGAAACUGCUCGACAUGAAAUUUGUGGAGAAGUUGAGGUAAAAUUGUAAGGUUGCUCAGAAUCCAUGGGGAUUGGUUGAAUUUCCAUUAAGUGUCGCAGUCACGACAACACAACAUCUUAACGUCUGGCCCUGUCACAAGCACGAGCCUCUCAUCCAUGAGUAGAUACUUCUGUGCAGUGAUACUGUUGGUGGGUGUAGUUCAGUAGAAAGAAAAUAGUUCCUCCGUGAAACUGCUCACAAGCUGAGUGUCAUCUAGUACUGAAGAAAAGGGAGACAUCUCUAUGGCCGAUAUCUCCAACACUCAGCAACUCACACCAAAUCUAUCCAGAGUGAUGAAUAGCACCAGAGGUAAGAGGAGAAAUAUGUGUUUCUGAUUUGGGGUGGACUGUCCUUUUAAUAUACUGAUCAACAAGACUGAAUUUUCUCAGGUUGUUUCCAAAUUUAUUCUAUUUUUCAUGUGGUUUAUGUCCUAAUUUUUGUUAACAACGCGCUGAUCAUACACAGUAACUGUUACAUUGGUGUUUAUACAUAUAAAACAUUCCCUCUCAUGAAUUUGUGAAUCCUUGGGUGGCGAAGGACUGGCCUUACUCUGCCUCUGACUGACUUAUUACAUUCUUAUCCUAACCACUCCGACAAAUGAAGGCAAUCAUCAGUCGGAGGGCAGGUUAUUCCUUCACUAUCCUAGGAUUCACAAAUUUGUUCUGCUCUCAGGUUUCAAAGUGUUAAACACUUAACGACAGGGUUUUCUGUUACACUGAGGUCACCUCGCUGCACUGUAGGUCAAAACUGAUUCUAGUCAUCAAGUGCAAUUUAUUACAACCGAGUGCAGCUAAGAAUCUGAGUGUGAAAUACAGUGGCUGAGAUUUUUAAAUCCAGUAUUUUAAAAAAAAUACUGAAAAUAUGGAGCUGUAGGGGUAAAACAUGCACAGACUGUAUGUUUAACUGUAAUUCUCCUUUUUUCAACAUUUCCUCCAGUCUCGUGAUUUGCGAGUGAAAAUGUGGCACUUUUAGUUUCUCAACCAUAAAUUCGAAGAAGAAAAUGAAAGUUGGCAUUUUGGGCACAACUACAGAUUCAAUCAGAGCAAACCAUGAAAGGCUGAGAAACUCUCAGUCCGUCCUCAUCUGCUGAGCUGGUGAACUUACAUUUAACUACAUGAAGGAAACAGACAGCUGUUAGCUGAGGGCAGGUCUUCAAGAGAAACGCUUUGGAUGAUUAAUUAUUAGUACAGCUGUUUAUAUAAUGAGAUACAAAGAAGUGGUGAAGUAAUCACAGUUAAUAAUAACUGGGCGGACGCAGCACUUUGCUAUAAUAAAGAAAUUAAAACCUCAGGUGUGUCAGGCGUGUAGCUGUCACCACAAAUAUGUUACAGCCUUUAACAAACACUGUAACAAGAGCCACAGCGACACUGUGCCAAUUAUCCCAGCAGCUCUGUUUAACCUUACAGCUGCUCUUCAGCUGUAGCGACAGAAAACAUCCCUCUUUCUCCCACAUGAGACGUGUUGAGACCCGUCACAACAUUCAGGGGCGACUCUGCACCGGAAAAAACAUUUUGUCCUGGAUUUAUCUGAAAAGUGCUUUAUUUCAGUUUAGUAUUCAAACAUUCCAAUGCUUUCCACUUUAAGGAAGCCUGGGUGAUAAUUUGGGCUGCAGCUGCUACAGAGUUUAAUUUCACCUCCUUCUGAGGAUGCAUGAAGAAGACUGACGAGGUCAAACCUCCAACAACACCUGAACUUUAAAGAACAACUUUGUUGUUUGUGUGUCUCGUGGCCGUGCUGAUACAUGCUGUACUGUCACAUUUCAUUGACCCAGUCACCAGAAAAAAAACUGGUAUUGUUUCUGCAAACCACAGAUAUAUUUGUAGAUUAUUACUUUAUGUUUCAACAACGCUGUGGUUUACGUGUGGUCAAGUUUAGGCAAGAAAAGCACUCGGUUAUGGUUAGGAACAGAUUACGUUUUGGGGCACAAUGCCCGCUGGAAACACAGACAUGUCUUGGUAAAAAACAUGCCACUAUCACUGCUGGAGACACAGCAGCACGUCGCUACAAAACAACCAGUAUUGCUGUUUGUUGGUCUCGACCAGUGGCGGGCACAACCCGCUUAAAAUGCAGCAAUGUUUCCAUAAAAAAUAGCUACUUUUUGUGCAACCACCCCACCUGGAAAAACAGCAAUGAAUCACUAAAAAACCACCUCUUUUUGCUGUUUGUUGGUCUUGAAUCAUGGUCGGCAGACAUCUGCAGCUUUAAGCACGAUCCCCUCUUGAAAUGCAACAAUGUCUCCAUAAAGAACAACCAAUUUUCAUGCAACUAUCCCCACUCUCAAAACAGCAAUCAGUCACUAAACAUAGUCAAUUUUGUUGUUUGUUGUUCUCAAAAAGUGAUCUGGAACUUAAGGUAUGAUACCUGCUGGAAAAGUAGCAGCGUCUCAAUGAAAAUCACCCUCUUCUCAUGGCACUACUGAGGAGGAUGGACAAAAAAAGCUGAAAAAGCUGCUGAAAAUGCAGCAAUGACUCGCUGAGAAACAACUGGUUUUGCUGUUUGUUGGUGUUGAACAGUGACCUGCAGCUUGGCAGGCGUCUCUCGCCGUUCACCAUCUCCUCCACCUCCUGAUGACAGAGUCAGCUCACACACUACAGGGUGCCGUUUGUAAAGUGUCUCACGCUGAAAAUCACAUCAACAUUUUGCCACAUUUAGCUUCAAACA